Messenger RNA from Hibiscus syriacus, 468 nucleotides. RefSeq lists its product as uncharacterized. Bases 1 to 468 code for a protein of 155 amino acids. The transcript has a single exon. Lineage: Eukaryota; Viridiplantae; Streptophyta; Magnoliopsida; Malvales; Malvaceae. The record is from RefSeq and is a predicted model, not a curated record.
AUGCCGCCACUUGAUACGACGGAGGAGGCGAUGUCCGGCGUCGGUGAAGACAACAUCAACGAACUCAAGUUCUCCAACCGAGGCUUCUGUUGUUGUUGUUGUAUGCCAUCUGGCUCCACCGUCAAAUCAAACUGGUGGCAACGAAUCGCGACCGAUGAUAGCAGCUCUGCUGCCUCACAGAAUACAAGUCAUAAAGAGUCGCGGUGGAUCCGAGGGUGGAAGAAGGUUAGGCAAUGGUCGGAGUUGGUGGCGAGAUCGAAAUUGAAUUCAUUUGUACGGCGGUUCAUCAAGAAUAAAAACGGCAACGGUGACAGGGGGAAAUUCCAUUACGAUUAUCAGAGCUACUCCCUUAAUUUUGAUGACGGAGUCGAUGAGGAUUUUUUCAACCGGAACUUCUAUUCCAGGUACGCCUCAUCAACUGUCUCAGCUAAAUCCAUCAUGGAUUUCGACAAAAAGGGGAAUUAUUAA